Aspergillus brunneoviolaceus CBS 621.78 is the source of this 1513-nucleotide messenger RNA. RefSeq names its product tryptophan--tRNA ligase WRS1. Bases 71 to 1432 code for a protein of 453 amino acids. The transcript is spliced from 4 exons. Gene Ontology annotation, cellular component: cytoplasm. The record is from RefSeq and is a predicted model, not a curated record. Gene Ontology annotation, molecular function: ATP binding; tryptophan-tRNA ligase activity. Gene Ontology annotation, biological process: tryptophanyl-tRNA aminoacylation. NCBI's taxonomy places the organism in Eukaryota, Fungi, Ascomycota, Eurotiomycetes, Eurotiales, Aspergillaceae.
CGCCGACGCAUUGUCCAGCUCCGUUUUCUUCUCUCUCCUUUCGCCUCCAAACUGCAUAGACACUGACAGGAUGGCCGAGAACGCGCCCGCGGCUGAGAACAAGCCUGCCCAUGAGCAGGACAUUAACCCCUGGUCCGUGGAGGGUGGACGCGACGAGAACGGCGAGGUCGUCGCUAUCGACUACGAGGCCAUCUGUCGGAAAUGGAACACCUCGAUCAUCGACGAAAAGCUUCUCGAGCGUUUCGAGAAGGUCACCGGACACAAGCCGCACCGCUGGCUCCGCCGCGGCUUGUUCUUCAGCCACCGUGACUUCGACCGGAUCCUGACCCUUUACGAACGGGGUGAGCCUUUCUUCCUCUACACCGGCCGUGGGCCCAGCAGUGGCAGUCUGCACCUCGGUCACACCAUUCCCCUCCAGUUCACCAAGUGGCUGCAGGAUGUAUUCGACGUCCCGCUCGUCUUCAUGCUUACGGACGACGAGAAGGCGUUGUUCAAGGACAACAUCUCCUUUGAGGAUGCUCUGGGUUUCGCCAUGGAGAACGCCAAGGAUAUUAUUGCGCUUGGAUUUGACCUGAAGAAGACCUUUAUCUACAGCGACUUGAAGUACAUCAGCAACCACAUUUUGAUGAACGCCUGGGAGUUCUCCAGUCUGGUCACUUUCAACCAAGUCCGUGGCGCGUUCGGGUUCAACGAGAGCACCAACGUCGGCCGCAUCUUCUUCCCCGCCGUGCAGUGUGUCGCCGCCUUCGCGACCUCCUACCCCGAGAUCUGGAAGGACGAGCCCCUCCAGGAACGCACGCAAGAGAUCGCCAAAAUCCAAUGUCUGAUCCCCAUGGGUAUCGACCAGGACCCGUACUUCCGUCUGCUCCGGGAAAACGCCCACCGCAUGAAGUUCCCGUCCCCGAAGCCGGCGCUCAUCCACUCCAAGUUCCUCACGGCCUUGCAAGGUGCCGGCGGCAAGAUGUCUGCGUCGGAACCCAACUCGGCGAUCUUCAUGACCGAUACUGCCAAGCAGAUCAAAACCAAGAUCAACAAGUACGCCUUCAGUGGCGGCCAGGUCAGCAUCGAGGACCACCGCCGCUUGGGCGGCAAUCCGGACGUCGACGUCUCAUACAUCUACCUGACCUACUUCGAGGAGGACGAUGCCAAGCUGGCCGAGGUGUACGACAGCUACAAGAAGGGGGAUCUGCUGACGGGCGAGCUGAAGAAAAUGACCAUCGAGGUGCUGCAGGAGUACGUCGCGCAGUUCCAGGAGAAGCGCAAGGAGGUCUCGGACGAGGUGCUGGCCGCGUACAUGAAGCCCCGCAAGCUCGAAUGGAAGGGAAACCCCAACCCCGUGCCCGCGCCCCCGGAGGAGACGCUGGCUGAGCGGCCAAAGAAUGAGAAGAAGGAGAAGGAGAAGGAGAAAAAGGAGAAAAAGGAACAGGCGUGACUAGGUUGUUCACGUUCGGUGGAUAAGGGUAGAGAGGAUUUUCGAGGGGAUGAUUUAGACAUAUACCAUUUUUGUUUGAGG